Molecule: messenger RNA, 1161 nt
Organism: Trichomonas vaginalis G3
Lineage: Eukaryota; Parabasalia; Trichomonadida; Trichomonadidae
Product: protein kinase protein
Exons: 1
Coding region: 1-1161 (386 amino acids)
Biological process (GO): protein phosphorylation; intracellular signal transduction
Cellular component (GO): cytoplasm
Molecular function (GO): protein serine/threonine kinase activity; ATP binding
Source: RefSeq, a predicted model, not a curated record
AUGAAUGCAAUGCAGCGCAAAUUCUUGUGCCCGGUUAAAAUAGGACCUUACCAACUCCAAAACGCGGUUGGCCGAGGGGCAUUUGGAACUGUUAAGGUUGCCUAUCGCCCUGAUAAUGGAAAAUAUUACGCUUGCAAAAUCAUUACAAAACAUACAAUUGAUUCAAUGAUAGAUAAAUCAAAGUUUGAAAAGGAAAUUCGUAUUAUGCAGCAACUUCAUAGCCCCAGAAUUGUUCAAUUGUUUGAUUUAUUGAAGGAUACGAUGAAUUACUAUAUCGUGACUGAACUUUGCACUGGCGGUGAUAUGUUCCAACAGAUACUCCAGAAUAAAAAAAUCCCUGAAGAAAGAGCCAAAAUAUAUGCUAAACAGCUCCUUGAAGCAAUUAGCUAUAUCCAUAAACUUAAUGUAUGCCAUAGAGAUUUAAAGCCUGAAAAUAUCCUUUUAGAUAACAACGGAGAUAUCAAACUAUCUGACUUUGGCUUCUCCAAAUUUAUUGACGGGUUAACCCAUACUUCCUGCGGAUCCUAUGUUUAUGCUGCUCCAGAAAUUCUAGAAGGCACAGAUUAUGACCCUAAAAAGUCUGAUAUCUGGGCUGUUGGUGUAAUUAUUUACGCAAUGGUUACCGGACAAUUGCCAUGGACUAAGAGAAACCAACAUGAGCUUUCCAAGCAAAUUAAAGCUUGCCAGUACAAAAUCCCACAAGAUCUAUCCGAAGAAUGCUUAUCUGUAAUUACUGGUAUCCUUCAGAGGGAGCCUGAAGAUCGCCCUUCGGCUGAUGAACUACUUAAGAGCCCAUGGCUUAACAACAUAGUAACAAUGCCUUCGAGCCAAAUUUUACCUAUAAUUUCCUUAAAAAAGGUUGAUGAAUUUUUUGAACUUGAACAAUCCACAUUAGAGAUCCCUUCAGUUGAAAAGAAAGUUUCAUCACGCGGCCUCAAAGAUUUCGACGAAGCUGAUAGAACGAUAUGUAGAAAGCCAAGUUCUGAUCAUCUUUCAGUUAAAUCAUGUCUUUCUAUGUCACAAAACGAGUUUAAAGCCGUUAGAUACGUAGAUCCCAAAGCUUCAUCUGAUAUAAUUGAUAUGAGACAGUAUCAUUUAAGGUCUUCGAAAAAGAGAUUGUUCAAACCUGCAAUAAGAAGCAUUCCAUCUUCAGUAAUUUAA